Molecule: messenger RNA, 1575 nt
Organism: Sungouiella intermedia
Lineage: Eukaryota; Fungi; Ascomycota; Pichiomycetes; Serinales; Metschnikowiaceae
Source: the annotation of a GenBank genome assembly
AUGGACUUGUCGUCAGAGCAGACUCUUCAAGUUGAAGAAUUCGUCUCCAUCACAGGUAUUGAUGUGCUGCAGCCGGGAAAUUCUGCCAAGGCAGCUGCCCUUCUCGCCCACCACAACUUCAAUCUAAACAAUGCCGUGUUAGCCUUCUUUGAAUCGGGUCUUGAAUUGCCAGAGCCAGAAAUCAUUCCUGAACCUUCACCUUUUGACGACUUUGCAGCGACCUCUGGCGCAGAACGCUUUGAAAGCUCGGUCAUCCACCGUAACUUGCAGGAUGAGUUUGCCAUGGAUCAUUUUAUGCCCAAACUACCCAAGGCUCCUCGCCUCUCUAACAAAUGGCAAUUUGACUUAGGAAUCCAUAUGUCGAGACGUACUGCGGCACUUCUGGAGAAGCAAUCGUUGCCAAACUCUUCUUCCGAACCUCCUAGACGCCCCUCUUUGCUCUGGAUCAUCCUUCUUAUCAUUCCUCGUGCAUUUUCGUUGUUACUCUCGUUAUUGCGGUUCCUAACGGGAUUCGGUUCGUCGUCAGCUUUCAGGCCAGCUAUUCGAGGCUUCAAUUACGACACAUAUGAAGAAGGUUACGAUUUUGCUUCCGACUUGAAGCUGCUCGAGGUGGCGCCCGACUUUAGCAUUUCCACCUCGGACUUCAAUAAAUGCCACGAGCUCAGCCAGAAGGAGUACGACUUCCUUUUGGUGGUGUUAGUGGACAAUUCCAGUACUUCAUUUGUGGAUUAUAUGGUUCUGCUGAACAAAUUCCGCGAUCACUUUGAUGCCUCCACCGGAACAUACAAGGACACUCAGAUUUACAUGAGCAACAUCGAGAAGAGUCCGGAGGCGUUUGAGGUGGCCAAAACAUACAAGGCUAGACGGUUCCCAUAUGUUUGCUUAUUGGCAAAUGUUUCAAAUAGUCCGUCAGUCAUGUCAUCCAUGUCCGUUGUUUACAAGGCCAAUCUCAACAUUGAAGGCGAGGAUGAUACCAAACAGGUCGUGGAUCGUAUGUUCAGACAUCUCAGCAAGUGCCUUACGAACUAUAAUCCACAACUUGUCACCAAAAAGUACGAUAAGCAGGAGAUUGAAUUAAGCAGGUUGAUUAAAGAAAAGCAAGAUGAAGCAUACUUGGAAUCUCUCCUGCAAGACAAGGUGAAAAAGCAGGAGAAGGAGCGCAAAUUGCAAGAGGAGCUUUCCAGCAAAAAUCUCCAGCUUCUCAAGAACGGAUAUCUUGCGCAUCUUGCAAAUUCACAGUGGUUUCAGAAACGCGUAGAGGACAUUGCCCCUGCAAAUCUGGUACGUGUUUCCAUCAAGUUGCCAAAUGGAAAGCGAGUAAUUCAGAAAUUUGACAAGACUGCACCAUUGAAGGAGGUCCACUUGUUUGUGGAGCUUCAGUUGUUUGAGCAGCCAGAAGAGGUGGAGGAGGUGAACAUGGAGCCACACGAGUACUACGAGAAGUUUGGAUUCAGGUUUGAAUUAUUCAAGCCUUUACCUAAGGUUACGCUUCCAUCGUCGAUGCAAACCAUUGAGGAGUUUGGAGAAUUGAGAUCUGGAGAUAACAUUUUGGUAGAGUACUUGGAUGAAGAAUAA